CUUGGAGUUUAAACCUUAGAGGUUUCAGUUUUCCAGAGCUCGAGCUCUGUGAAAUUGUGAUUGAAAAACAGUGAGGAGACAGCCAACGAAUAAUGAUGGGCCGUCGAACAUCYGAUGCUGUAAAGAUUUCUAUCCUCUUCUCCUUUCGGGCAACCAAAGUGUUUUCAGGUGAACCCUUAGCGUAUCCAUCUCCGGCUUUCUUCUCUACCAGCAUAGUUGGCGAAACUCCCAUUCUCGUUCGAGAUUUUAUUCGUUCUGCAUUAUAUGAUCCUAAUCAUGGGUAUUUCUCUCAAAGAUCUGGGGUAGUCGGGAUGCUCGAGAAAAGCAUCAAAUUCAAUCAGCUAGAAGGGAGGAAGGCUUACAUGCGGCACUUGGAUAAAAUUUACAAGCAACAUGACAUAGCAUGGUUUACUCCAGUGGAGCUUUUUAAGCCCUGGUAUGCCCACGGGAUUGCAGAAGCGAUAAUGCGUACUGCUAACCUCUCAAUUCCUUUACAGAUAUAUGAAAUUGGAGGUGGAUCGGGAACCUGUGCGAAGGGCAUUAUGGAUUACAUAAUGUUGAACGCACCUGCGAGAGUUUACAAUAAUAUGACUUACACCUCAGUAGAAAUUAGUUCUUCACUGGCGAAGAAACAGAUAGAAACUGUUGGAGAAGUCCGUAGUCACUUGUCGAGGUUUACAGUAGAAUGCCGUGAUGCUGCUGACAGAAGUGGAUGGGGGGAUGUGAAUCCACAACCAUGUUGGGUUAUUAUGCUUGAGGUGCUUGAUAAUCUUCCACAUGAUCUUAUCUAUUCCAAAAAUCAAGUUUCUCCCUGGACAGAAGUCUGGCUUGAAAAGAGACAUGAUAGGUAUGCAAUGCAUAAUUAUAUUUUGACACCUUGCAUAUUUGUAUUUUUCAGUCAUUAA
Messenger RNA from Nelumbo nucifera (sacred lotus), 905 nucleotides. The record is from RefSeq and is a predicted model, not a curated record. Lineage: Eukaryota; Viridiplantae; Streptophyta; Magnoliopsida; Proteales; Nelumbonaceae.